UGCGGCGGCGCUAAUUGGUCGCACCGUGCCGGCGCCGGCGGCCGCCGUCAUGGGGGCGUGUCCAAGGGAGGAGCCACAGGCGGCGGCCGAGCCACGGGGAGCGGGGGCGCCCAGUGCCGCCCGCCCCGCGCCAGUGCCCCGCGCCCCCACCGCCCACAUGUCGCGCUCCUUCUCCGUGGAAGCCCUCAUCGGCCGCGACGACCGAAAGUCGGUCGUGUCCGGAUACGACAGUCGCAGCCCCGUGACCCAGUAUGUGAGCAAGGGCUCUCCGGUCGGGUUCGCACCCCCUCCGCCGCUGGCCCGGCCGCCGCUGCCGCCGCUGUACUGCACCCACUCGGCGUUCGGCCCGUUCUACCCGUGUCCGAUGUGUGUGCAGCUGGCGCGACCUCUGACCCCGGCCGUGACCCCGCUGACCCCGGCCGUGACCUGCUCCGCCGCCGCCGCCGUCCGCUACCCCGCCCAGCUGGUGGUCAGCAAGCCGACAUCGCCGGCCGUCGACAUCAAAGCGGAGUCGGCCGACAGCCCCGACGACGGCGGCUCCUCCAAGCGGAUCCGAACGGCGUUCACCAGCCACCAGCUGCUGCAGCUGGAGCGCGAGUUCAGUGCCAACAUGUACCUGUCGCGGCUCAGGCGCAUCGAGAUCGCCUCCUACCUCAGCCUCUCCGAGAAACAGGUCAAAAUCUGGUUCCAGAACCGGCGCGUCAAGCACAAAAAGGAGGACGUGGUUGGUGGCGGCGGCAAUCGCUGCCCGUGCUCCCAGCACGCGCCACGAGCGCAGCCCGCCUUCAGACCGGUGUUGUCGCUGUGUCCGCCGCUGGAGGCCGAGAGACGCAGGAUCAGUGGAACCGAGUGGCGAGCGGACAGCUCGGCCCUUCUGACGGAGGGCGGCUCCAGAGAGCUGGUAGGUGGCGGCACGAUAGCGUCUCCGGAUCUCAGCGCUACGCGAUCAGCGCACGAUCUCCACGUAGGUGGCAGCACCGCGCGGGAGACUCCGACGCCGCCGAGAGAGGGGGACGUGCCCGUCCUCCGAACCCAGGCCCUCCUCAGCAACCAACGAGGCCCCAACGUGCACAGUGAUCGCGAGCGUACCACUCCGCCCGUGAGUGGCAGCGUCACCGGUGCCUCAGAGGAGGCAGCCAACGCGGCGGUCAGCGCAAACCAGUAAACUGUAUACGGACUGCGAAAUCGCUCUACCGGCCAGUGACCAGUGGGAUGGAGCAAAAACUGCCAUCUUUCGGUAACAUGUGGACCAGUAUUUA
Messenger RNA from Amphibalanus amphitrite, 1259 nucleotides. Its product is annotated as GS homeobox 1-like. Lineage: Eukaryota; Metazoa; Arthropoda; Thecostraca; Balanomorpha; Balanidae. The transcript has 2 exons. Gene Ontology annotation, cellular component: nucleus. Gene Ontology annotation, biological process: regulation of transcription by RNA polymerase II. Bases 50 to 1165 code for a protein of 371 amino acids. The record is from RefSeq and is a predicted model, not a curated record. Gene Ontology annotation, molecular function: DNA-binding transcription factor activity, RNA polymerase II-specific; RNA polymerase II cis-regulatory region sequence-specific DNA binding.